AUGACUGUACCUAGUUUGACUGGGCUUUUUGAUACAAAGAUCUGGACUGAGCUUGUCCUCCCUCUGAGUCAUCAAGACCAAGCAGUGAGCCACGCUCUAUUAGCGGUCAGCGUGCUGCACGAGGAUAGCGAGAUCCGGGGGGCACCACUCUCGCGGGAGAACCUGAGCCUUCGGCGCCAUAAGUUUGCUCUUGCGCAGUAUGGGCGCUCAAUGGCGAUUCUGAACGAGCGGCGGUAUUCACAGGAUCCACAGCUCCGUGAAAUAAUCCUUGUUUGCUGUCUUCUGUUCAUCACAUGCGACUUGAUGCGAGGUCAGUAUGAUCUUGCUCUACUCCAUAUCAGACACGGUAUGGCAGUCAUCCAAGAGGCAUCACAAGCUGAAAGAGAUGACUCCGUUACUACAAAAAGUCCUGUUAUGGUAAGGAAGUGCCUCGCUACGGCAAUAAUGCGGUUCGGUAGCCAGUGCUACUAUUUCGGGAUGGAACCGAUCAACUUCGGCGGUAUCGAAGGACAUUCUUAUGAGGUCCGAGAAAGACCAGCGGGGGCUCAGAGUCAUUCGUUUACAUUACCUCGCCUAUACCAUUGUACUUGA
Molecule: messenger RNA, 591 nt
Organism: Penicillium chermesinum
Lineage: Eukaryota; Fungi; Ascomycota; Eurotiomycetes; Eurotiales; Aspergillaceae
Exons: 1
Coding region: 1-591 (196 amino acids)
Source: RefSeq, a predicted model, not a curated record